Messenger RNA from Pezoporus flaviventris, 1962 nucleotides. RefSeq names its product ectonucleoside triphosphate diphosphohydrolase 8 (gene ENTPD8). Lineage: Eukaryota; Metazoa; Chordata; Aves; Psittaciformes; Psittacidae. Gene Ontology annotation, cellular component: plasma membrane. Bases 204 to 1685 code for a protein of 493 amino acids. Gene Ontology annotation, molecular function: UDP phosphatase activity; GDP phosphatase activity. The transcript has 10 exons. The record is from RefSeq and is a predicted model, not a curated record. Gene Ontology annotation, biological process: nucleoside diphosphate catabolic process.
GACGCAAUUCCCAUUCCACCCUGGCUCUCCAGCCCUGCUGCCUCCUGGACAAGGCUCUCCUGGGCAGGUUGCUGGUCCCAAGCCAAGGGGAGGGCCGUAGCGGGGACCGGGGCAGCCUUUGUCCCAGGAGCGGGCUCCACACUCCAAGUACACGGUGACACGGGAGGGCGGCGGAGCCGGGAGCAGCCAGGGUUGGAGGAGGAAUGGACCACAAAGCCAAGGUCCUUGCAGGUCUCCUGGCAGCCACUUGUGUCUUCAGCUUCAUUGCCCUCAUUCUGAGCAUCGUGAAUGUGAAGGAUGUGAUUCUGCCUCCCAGCACCAAGUACGGGCUGGUGUUUGACGCCGGCUCCACGCACACGGCUCUCUACAUCUACCGGUGGCCUGCGGACAAGGAGAACGGCACCGGCAUCGUGUCCCAGGUGGAGGCCUGCACUGCAGCCGGACCCGGCAUCUCCAGCUACGCAGACGACCCCGCCGGGGCCGGAGCCAGCCUGAAGCCCUGCCUGGACAAGGCCAUGGAGAUCAUCCCGGCAGAGCAGCAGCGGGAGACCCCCACCUACCUGGGGGCCACAGCGGGCAUGCGGCUGCUGAGGGAGCAGAACAGCACCAAGGCCCAGCAGGUCUUUGCCGAGGUGGCCAAGACCAUUGGCGAGUACCCGGUGGAGUUCCGCGGAGCUCAGGUCCUGACGGGGAACGAGGAGGGCUCCUUCGGCUGGAUCAGCGUCAACUUCCUGCUGGAGACGCUCGUCAAGUAUUCCUUUGCAGAGAAAUGGGAACAUCCGCAGGAUGCUGAGGUUCUCGGAGCUCUGGACCUUGGAGGUGCCUCAACACAAAUAACCUUCCAGCCUGGAGUCACCAUUGAGGACAAGAACACCUCUGUCUUCUUCAGGCUGUAUGGCACCAACUAUUCGCUCUACACCCACAGCUACCUCUGCUAUGGGCAGACACAGGCCUUGAAGAGGCUGCUGGCAGCUCUCCACCAGGCCAGCCCGUCCGCUGCUCAGCUCUCACACCCCUGCUACCCCAGGGGGUACCAGGAGAACAUCACCACGGCAGAGCUCUACGACAGCCCCUGUGUGCGUGCCCCGAGCAGCCCCAGCGCCGCGCAGCUCCUCAGGGUGAUGGGGACAGGGGAGCCAGCAGCGUGCAGCACCGCCGUGCAGCAGCUCUUCAACCUCAGCUGUGGGGCCAACAGCACGUGUGGGUUCAACGGGGUCUAUCAGCCGCCCGUGCGGGGACAGUUCUUUGCCUUUGCUGGAUUCUACUACACCUUCCAUUUCCUGAACCUGACCAGCCAGCAGUCUCUAAAGGACGUCAACUCCACAGUCCAGGCCUUCUGCAAGAAGGACUGGGCAGAGCUGGUGGAGACCUUCCCGCAGCAGAAGGGGUAUCUACACAAGUACUGCUCCACGGCCAUUUACAUCUUGACACUGCUGCUUGAUGGCUACAAGUUCAGUGAGCACACGUGGAGCAGCAUCCACUUCAGGCAGCAGGCAGCAAACACGGACAUCGGGUGGACGCUGGGCUUCAUGCUGAACCUCACCAACAUGAUCCCCACGGAGGCUCUGGGACACAUCAAGGGCCAGCAGCCCAGUCUGUGGGCAGGUGCUGUCUCCUGCAUCAUGCUGGCCAUCGUGGCAGGCCUGGUGGCCGGCUUCCUCCAGUGUUUCUGCAAAAGCAAGUAGCUCCCAGCCUCCUGACCAGAGACAUCCUGCCUACCAACCUGGGAGGGAUGUGCUGCAAAAGAAGGUGGGAGAAGAAUGAGGGCAUUAGACCCAUCUCCAUUGCUCAGGAGGUCUAAUUGGGCCAUCUCUAUGAAGAUGCUGAAGAUGACAAAGGUGUCUUGAGCUCUCUGAGUACCUCCAAGAGGAAGACCAAUCUGGCUGAUAAAAGCUGACAGACUUGGCAGCUGGAUGAAGCCAGAUCAACCCAAACUAGAAAUAAAACCCAUUUUGUUUUUCA